CGGCAAGAGGAAACACAUCAAAAAAUGGCAGAAGCAACCGUCUCCGCUAAAACUGAAGAGGACAAACACCCUUGGCCGCCCGCAUAUGCAAAGCAUGUUUCGCUUUAAAGGAGUACAAAAGGACAGCUAUAUAAUGCGAUGUCUUCUGUGUGAGCCAAAGAAAAAUGACAUUUCAGCGUACAAAAACUCAACAUCUAACCUGAGGAAACAUGUCGCGAGGGUUCACUCCAACAAAAUAAGGAUGUAUACAGAAUUAAUGGACAGCCACAGAAAUCGAAAGUCGUCCUCUUCUAUCUAGCCACCUAUGAAAAAUGUAAAACUUACAGAUUCUUUUACUGGCUCUAGGCGGAUAACACAAGCAACGUUUGACAAGCUUCUGCUUACGUUUGUAUGUGAGGCCAACCAACCAUUUUCUAUAGUUGAGACAUCCUCCUUCAAGACUAUGAUGGAAACCUCAGUGUACAGUAAUGACAAGGAAAACAUUGUGCUCAAAAAUACAACACACUGUGAAGAACAUGAAAAGCAUAAUCAUCAAAAAACUGAGCACCGUGAACUAUGUUGCUACCACAACAGACUGCUGGCUGCCAGACAGCAUAGCUACUUAGGAGUGACUUGUCACUGGAUAGAUGACAUCUCUUUAGAAAGGCAUUCUGCUGCACUGGCUUGUAGACCUCUUAAAGGUUCACACACAUUUGAUCUUCUUGCUGCAGCAUUAGAAGAAAUCCAUUCAGAGUAUCACAUCAGAGAAAAAAUGAGCCGGAUGACAACAGACAGUGGUUCAAACUUCUUGAAGGCCUUUCGAUUAUAUGGUGAGGGCAAAGGGGAAGAAACAACCAAUUGGCAGGAGGAUGGUGGCGCUAUCCUUGAUGAUGCAGAAGAACACAGUGAGUUAGAGGUGGAGUAUCAAGAUGUGUUUGCCGUUUUGGAUGACAACACAGGUCUGGAGUACCAGCUUCCAAGGCACCAAAAGUGUGCAUGUCAUCUUCUCAAUCUUAUAUCAACAGUUGAUGCUAGUGCUGCAGAAGCCAAUGAUACAUACAAGAGACUGUCUCAGUCUGUUUUUGCAAAAUGUCAUGCUCUGUGGAAUAAAACCAGCAGGUCAAUCAUGGCUUAUGAAACAGUGGAACGUGAGUGCAAGUUGCAGUUUCUUCGACCCAAUCAGACUCGUUGGAGCUCCCUGUUCCUUGCUGUGGAAAGACUUGUGCGCAUUCAUAAAGAGCAAGGAGAAAAAGCAAACCGCAAUGUUUGCACGGCAUUAAAGCUAAAGAUGUUCAAUCCUGCUGAAAUGGGAUUUUUGGUUGAGUUACACUGCUGUGAUGAAGCCCGUUGCCAUGGGCCUUAACAUCCUCCAAGGGGAAUCAUCUGUGCACAUGGGCUUCUUGCUGCCAACACUUUACCAGUUGCUGGAGUCAUCUUGCAAAAUGUGUAGACCUCUUGUUGAUGUGCUGCGGGAUGGGAUCCAGAAACGUUUUGGAGAAAUAAUGAAAGACCCUAAGCUGAUUGCAGCUGCAAUACUUCUACCAAGAUUCAGAUACAUCAUGGACUACAGAGGAGAUUUGGGAUUAUAGUGUUAGUUAGGGGAAAAAAAGGCUGACAAAAGUUAGGAAAAAAAACAUCUCCCGUGUGAUAAAAAUUUUUCAUCCCAAGCAUCAGCAGCUUGGCAGUCUAUACAGCACAUUAAUGCACAGACCUAACUAUACAUCUUUCCACAGGUCUGACCUUCAUCAGACAUCACCUAGACACAGAGCUGGGUGAGGUCAGCACAAACAGCAGCCAAUCUGAUGAAGAUGACUUUGGAUCCAUGGGGUCGGGAAAUCCAGAAUCAGGGGAGCUGGAGAGGUACCUUUCAUGUCCGUUCGCUGGAGGUGUGGAUCUAUUGCGUAGCUUUCCUCACAUCAAGAAGCUGUCAGUCAAAGUCAAUACAGCUCUUCCUGCAUCUGCAGCCUGUGAGAGACCUUUUAGUCAGGCAGGACUCCUGUUCACUGCUAAACGGUCACAGCUUCACAGCAAGAACCUUGAGAGCAAAUUGCUCCUGAAGCUUAACCAUCACUUCACUGAGUGAAGAAACAAAUUAUGGUAAAGUGAGCCAUACACAUCCACAUAUGUACAUCCACAUAGUGGAAAUUUGUAUUUGUCUUUUAUAAUUGGUUUUAUUCUGACUUCAGUGUUUAUUUGUGAGUGUAGUUUUUACUUGAAUUAUUUUAUUCUGAUGUUUGUAUCGCGUGUUUUUAUAUGACAUUGUGUUAAUCCACUGUCUAUACUUUAGGGAAUUUUAGUAGACAAAGGAACAUUUUAUAAUUUUGUUAGAAUUGCAUUUGUCUAUUCCUGUGGAAUUUUAGCACAGAUGUGUGUUUUUUGCUGUUUUUUGUUUGUUUGUUUUUUAUUCCUGCGGUCUGCCUUGGGGAAUAAACUUUUCCUGAUUAUACCUGUUGCAUCUCUGUGUCCUGUGUUUCUGAUUUACUUCAUCCCUCCUUGUAUUUAAAAGAUCCAUCCCAUGACAUUCUUGCGCAUCAGCUUUAGUGUCUACGUACAUAUGUUGAAGUUGCCUCGUUCAAAUGUUUUCUCUGAGGCUGCUGUAAAUGUGAAUGUAUUUACUGUGGGUAUUGCUUAAAAAAGCUUUUGUUGUGAAAAACUGAAAUCUGGAAAUUAGAAUUGUUGUGCCUUAUUUUGUUAAUGGGUUUACAUAUUUUCUAUUUGAAAAUACUGAAU
Oreochromis niloticus (Nile tilapia) is the source of this 2709-nucleotide messenger RNA. RefSeq lists its product as uncharacterized. Lineage: Eukaryota; Metazoa; Chordata; Actinopteri; Cichliformes; Cichlidae. The transcript has 3 exons. The coding region runs from base 305 to 1342 and encodes 345 amino acids. The record is from RefSeq and is a predicted model, not a curated record.